GAAAAACAGAUAUCAAGCUCGAAUGGCAUAAAUAUUAUUAUUAUAAAAGCUGAGCCAUAAUCAAAUUAUUAUUUUUUACAUUUUUUCCUAAUUAAAAUCCGAAUAUUAAUUUGCUAGUGUAAGAAUAAAAAUGAUUUUCAGGCAUCUGAGAUAUUUUCUUGGUCAUCAUCAAUUGGAAAAAUAAUGGCCGAUCAGAGUUCAGCUGUACUAGAAGUGUCGGUUGAGGAAAAAGGCGUAUCUCUAAUGUCUCCGACCGCUCUGAACGACUUGCCAAUAUCAGCGCCGUUUCCGUCGCACGACAUGCAUCCAAAGUUGAAUUUUCAGCAAGACAUUCAAGUACAAGUGGAAAACCCUCAGAAAAUAAUCGAACCCCUAGAAACGUACAUUACCUAUCGAGUGACUACCAAAGUGGACCGCCCUGAUUUCAAAGAUAAAGAAUACGUUAUUCGUCGGCGGUACAACGAUUUUGUGUGGUUAAGACAAAACGUUGCGGCGGAAUAUCCCGAACGUAUAGUGCCGCCUUUGCCAGCUAAACAUUCUAUUCUCGGCCAACUAGACAGGUAUUCAAAAGAGUUUGUCUCGUGUCGUAUGAAACUGUUGGAACGUUUCCUCUCACGGUUAGUGUGCCAUCCUGUACUAUCGGAAAACUGUCAUCUUCGAGUGUUUCUAACAGCCAACGCUACAGAGUUUGCUACCUACAAAAAACGCGGUACGGGUUUGCUGAGACGCAUGUCUAAUAGUUUGAACACAAUGGCCGGAUCGUAUAACUCUAGACAGGUUGAUUUUGAGUUUGAUCCAAUUAGACAUCAUCUGCAAGGUUUAUCUGAAAAAUUGACCAUGCUAGAAAAAGUAGCUCAGCGAAUUCACAAAGAGAGAAAAGAAUUGUGCGUGGAGUCGCAUCAGUUGGGGGCAGCAUUUAUUGAAUGGUCUUCUAAUGAACAGUCAGUGUCGGUUGCUCUGUCUCGUAUCGGCCAUACCAUCACCGCCAACAGUUCCGCGUUGCGACUUAAUUUGCUGUCCAAUUUUCACAGCGACUGGUCACAACCACUCAAAGACUACGUGAACUACAUUGAAUGUGUUCGGGAAACGCUCAGCAGGAGAGACGCUUUGCAAUCGCAAUACGAACAGUCUGUCACGGAAUUGGAGAGGAAAAAGGCUGACAAAGACAAGGUUGCUAACGACGAAAGACCGCUCAUGUCGUUUUGGUCGUCGAAAUCCGAAACCGACAAAGAAGAAAGAAUCGAGAAGAUCACGCAGAUCAUUCCGAAACUGGUGUCCGUCACCGAGGCCAAUCAGGAACGUUUGGAUUCUUGUAGCGAUAUUUUCAAAGACGAAUACGAACUGUGGAAAUGUCAGAAAAAGGCAGAUUUCAAAAACAUGCUGACCGCUUUGGCGGAAAGCCAUAUACAGUAUUAUCAACAUUGUGCCACGUCAUGGGAUUUGGUGUUUAAGCGCAUGACAACAGAGUAAAAAAAAAAACGAAUCGAGCUUAUUUAUUUUAAAAAACAUCUACAUAAAACUUAGACAAGGUAUAUAUUUU
Adelges cooleyi (spruce gall adelgid) is the source of this 1540-nucleotide messenger RNA. Its product is annotated as sorting nexin-30-like. Bases 184 to 1470 code for a protein of 428 amino acids. The record is from RefSeq and is a predicted model, not a curated record. Gene Ontology annotation, molecular function: phosphatidylinositol binding. The transcript is spliced from 9 exons. Lineage: Eukaryota; Metazoa; Arthropoda; Insecta; Hemiptera; Adelgidae.